Messenger RNA from Enhydra lutris kenyoni (northern sea otter), 502 nucleotides. Its product is annotated as beta-lactoglobulin-2-like. Gene Ontology annotation, molecular function: small molecule binding. Lineage: Eukaryota; Metazoa; Chordata; Mammalia; Carnivora; Mustelidae. The record is from RefSeq and is a predicted model, not a curated record. The annotation marks the transcript as partial. The transcript has 5 exons.
CUGGCCCUUGUGUGUGGCCUCCAGGCCAUCGUCAUCCCCCAGACCAUGAGGAACCUGGAUAUAAGAAAGGUGGCUGGGAUGUGGCACUCCAUGGCCAUGGCGGCCAGCGACAUCUCCCUCCUGGACUCCGAGGCCUCCCCCGUGAGAAUGUACGUCCAGGAGCUGAGACCCACCCCUGAGAACAACCUGGAAAUCAUUCUGCGCAAACGGGAAAACAGCGCCUGUGUUGAGAGGAACAUCAUGGCGCAGAAGACUGAGGACCCCGCCGUGUUCAUGGUCGACGACCAAGGGGAAAGAAGGAUUUCCGUGCUGGACACAGACAGCACCCACUACCUGUUCUUCUGCAUGGAGGCGCCCACGCCCCACGCUGGGAACGGCGUCAUGUGCCAGUACCUGGCCAGGACCCUGAAGGUCGACAACGAGGUCAUGGAGAAAUUCGACAGAGCCCUCGAGACCCUGCCCGUGCCCAUGCGGAUCAUCCUGGACCUGAGCCAGGGGAAGG